AUGCCCCCGCAAGCUGAGGACAAGCGCCAGGCCGCCCGCGAAGUUAUCGACAUUCUUCACGAAAUCUCAACCCUCCUGAACACGAAUCUGGACCGAACAGAGCUCUCCCUCUGUGUGUCUCUCAUCGAAAAUGGAGUCAAUCCUGAUGCCCUGGCGACUGUUAUAACUGAUCUUAGGAAGGAAGCUGCGGCAACCUCGCGGGCUCUUACGAAUAAGCACGCCAUGCCUGAGUAA
Messenger RNA from Aspergillus lentulus, 234 nucleotides. The record is from RefSeq and is a predicted model, not a curated record. NCBI's taxonomy places the organism in Eukaryota, Fungi, Ascomycota, Eurotiomycetes, Eurotiales, Aspergillaceae.